This is a messenger RNA of Exophiala aquamarina CBS 119918, 2592 nucleotides long. RefSeq lists its product as uncharacterized. The transcript is spliced from 3 exons. NCBI's taxonomy places the organism in Eukaryota, Fungi, Ascomycota, Eurotiomycetes, Chaetothyriales, Herpotrichiellaceae. The coding region runs from base 1 to 2592 and encodes 863 amino acids. Gene Ontology annotation, molecular function: D-type glycerophospholipase activity. The record is from RefSeq and is a predicted model, not a curated record. Gene Ontology annotation, biological process: cell motility; phosphatidic acid biosynthetic process; intracellular signal transduction.
AUGAGGGCUCUCCGAGACAAACUCAAAGAUUCCAAGCUGCAAGACGCGAAGAUCAAAGCCAUCCAUCUCAAGCACAAGAUCGGCAAGCUCACCAACAUUGUGAAUAGCAACCAUCGCCAUGAUGAGGAACACGAGCAGGCUACCGAUCGCAAAAGAACCGAGAUUUGCGAGAGUCAUCGGUUCAAGUCCUUCUUCCCCGAGCGCGAUGGCAACAACAUCAAAUGGUAUGUCGAUGGUCGUGACUACAUGUGGGCUGUCUCUGUUGGCCUCGAAUCUGCCAAAGAGACCAUCUACAUCGAGGACUGGUGGCUAUCCCCGGAGCUGUUCUUGCGUCGUCCUCCCUUUUUCAACCAAGAAUGGCGUCUUGACCAGAUCAUCAAGCGAGCAGCCGAGCGCGGUGUCCAGGUCUAUGUUAUUGUCUACAAAGAAGUUCAGCAGGCACUGACUUGUAAUUCCGCCCACACCAAACACGCUUUGAGGGCUCUUUGCCCAGAGGGAACCCCUGGACAUGGAAACAUCCACGUCAUGCGUCACCCAGAUCACAAUGUGUUCGAGAAUUUCGGUGACAUGACUUUUUACUGGGCUCAUCACGAGAAAUUUAUCGUCGUCGACUACCAUCUCGCAUUCAUCGGCGGGCUGGACUUGUGUUAUGGCAGGUGGGAUAUUAGACAACAUAUUCUGGCCGAUGUGCAUCCAUCUGGCGUGGUCAACGAAAUCUUCCCUGGACAAGACUUCAACAACAACAGGCGCCUAAUUGAAAAUUACAGGAUCAUGGACUUCCAAACCGUGGAGGAUUGGUCAAACAAUGAGUUGAACAAGACGGAAUAUGGAAGAAUGCCCUGGCACGACGUUGCCAUGGGACUCGUUGGAGAAUGUGUCAUUGACAUUGCAGAACAUUUCGUGUUGAGGUGGAAUUUCAUCAAGCGAGACAAGUAUAAGCGGGAUGAAGGAGUUGACUACCUCUGCAUGACCACAAGAUCCCGCGCCGAUGGCUCAAACCCUGACGAAGAUCUCAUUUCCAUUCAACGUCCCAAACAUCCCGUAGGAAGGUACCUCGAGCACCCACUUUCCCCACUCGAAGGCAAAGGACUGCAAAAUGCCGGUUCGGUCCACGCUCAAAUUGUUCGCAGCAGCGAUGACUGGAGCAGCGGUAUCCUGAUUGACCACAGCAUCCAAAAUGCCUAUGCUGAAGUCAUUGAAAAUGCUCAACAUUACGUCUACAUCGAGAACCAAUUUUUCAUCACUGCCACUGGCGAUCAGCAAACCCCGAUUACCAAUACCAUCGGUCGUGCCAUGGUGAAUGCUUGCAUUCGUGCCGACAAAGAGGGCCGCAAAUUCCGAAUCAUCAUUGUGAUCCCGGCCAUCCCUGGCUUCGCGGGAGAUCUUCGUGAGGAUGCUGCCAUUGGAACCCGUGCCAUCAUGGAUUACCAGUUCAAGUCCAUCAAUCGUGGCGAGCACUCCAUCAUGGGACAAGUCUCCAAAGCGGGCCUUGAUCCAGCCAAGUACAUUUUUGUCUUCAACCUCCGAGCCUACGACCGAAUCAACAAGACCCCAGCCCUAAUUCAACAAGAAAAAGAAUCCGGUGUCUCAUACCAGGAGCUUCAGCGCGCCGAAGCCGAAGAAAUCAUGGGUUCGGGCAUCCACGGCUACGAAGGCGAAUCAUCCGACGGCGAGGGGAGCUCCAAGGCCCCGGCAGUCAACUCCGACGAGCAGAAGCGGAUCAUCGAUCGGAAGCGCAGGUUCGAAGCAGCAAGACGGGACGUCGAUGUCAAAGAUCCAAUCACGUCGACCGACUCCAUCGGCGAAGACGCCAUGGCACGCGGCGGCCUUGUCAGCGAGGAGCCAUGGGAGGGCGAGAGAGAGGCAGAAAAGGAAAACUUUGUGCAGGAAGAGCUGUACAUCCAUGCAAAACUCCUGAUCGCCGACGACAAGACCGUCAUCUGCGGGUCGAGUAAUCUGAACGACCGCUCCCAGCUAGGGAAGCACGACUCGGAACUCUCCAUCGUCAUGACUGACACGAAGAUCCUCGAGUCGACUAUGGACGGCAAACCCUACCAAGCAGGCCACCACGCAGCAACCCUCCGCCGCCACCUGUGGCGCGAGCACCUAGGCAUGAUCGAAGCGCAAGCAGUCGACGGCUCAAACGACCCGAACGCGCAACCACCCACCGUGUGUCCAAACGACAACUACUCAGGAGAGGAGUGGGACUUCGUCGCCGACCCGCUGGGUGACGCCUUGUGGGAAAAAUGGACGUCCCAGGCGACGACCAACACUGAAGUCUACCGCCACCUGUUCCGCGCCGAUCCCGACAACAACAUCAAGACCUGGGCCGACUACGACAGCUUUGCUCCGCGCAAGAUCAUCAAGCAGGGUCAUAUCCAUGACCCCCAUAUGCCUGUCGACCUGAUCCGUCAGGAGAUGGACAAGAUCCGCGGCCAUCUCGUCUGGAUGCAGUUGGAUUUCCUGUGCGAGGAGGAAAUGGCCGAGAAGGGCCUCCAGGUCAACUCCAUGACCGAGGUGAGUGCUACAUCCCUAAUUACGAUUUGCCCCCCCUGGACACCUAUUUCCAUCCCGGCUCCUGAAAUUGAUUAG